Messenger RNA from Dermacentor silvarum, 643 nucleotides. RefSeq lists its product as uncharacterized. The coding region runs from base 58 to 633 and encodes 191 amino acids. NCBI's taxonomy places the organism in Eukaryota, Metazoa, Arthropoda, Arachnida, Ixodida, Ixodidae. The record is from RefSeq and is a predicted model, not a curated record. The transcript has 6 exons.
UGUCCGUGUCGAUUCAACGUAGGCCAAGCGCACGGGUCAGGUGCCUUGAAGAGCACUAUGCCAUCGUCUGACACGCGGAGUCUCCGGGGUUUGUGCAUGCUGCCGGUAGCCUCGGUUUUUCUGCUGCCAUUGUGGGGGCUAGCCGCAGCUGGACGGUGUCCAGUACUACAGACUGCGGCUCAAGUGGACUGGUCAGCGCUCGCAGGAAAGUUCUGGCUCGAGAUCGCCACCAACCCGCCCAUCCAGCAGUGCAUCGUGAGGGCCUACUACCCGCGACGAGCCACUAUGAUGUGGUAUCGACUCGAAGGAUACGGUGGUGUGGUAACAAAGAAGAAGCAAUACAACUUCUUCGGAGACGAGGGCGUGCAGUAUCUGCAAAGAGACGGAAAGUUUUUUCAACAGAUACUGGACACCGACAACCAGUCCUGGGCUCUGGUUCAUGUGUGUUCCAAAAACGACGGAAAGUCCAAGAUUCUAUUCACCACCCUGGAACCGUGGACCAUGAUGCCCGUGGAAGUGCAGCAGCGGGUCACCGUGGCGCUCCACACGGCGGGGCUGCCCAUGCUGCCGCUGAUGCAGUCCCCAUGCGUGCCACGCCGGGAGCUUAUGCCGAGUAGUGACUACGGGAAGUAAAGGAAUCGCU